AUGUCAGACCUACCAGAAACGGCACAGGCGACAUCAACAGCAGAGAAGAUCACCACCGCCGUCGCACCUCCCUCCUCCAACCUCAAUACAACCUCACUCACCAAACUCACCGACCUCCCUCCACCGCGGUUCACCCUAACCGAAAAAGCCCUCGACGAAGCAUUCAACGAUAUCUGGGCGAACAACGCAAACGCAAUCUCUCACUGCUAUUCCAACACCGAUGCGCUCAAAGUCGAUUUCACGCGCACGGGCAAACGUAGUUUCUUGGGGAUGAUCAACGAUGCCACCAACUCGGUCUAUCGUAUGGUUCAAGGUGCGGUCACUGACUUCUUCCGUCAGACUGUUCUAGACUUUACAUAUGGCUCGAUCGGUCUAGGUGGAUUGGAGAGGUAUUAUGAUGACCUCAAUAGUAGGGAUCCUUCGGAAUCGAUAAGGUUGGCGAGGGUUAGAGCAUCUGCCAUCGAAAGCUGUCGACGAGAAGUUGUGUCCGAGACGGAGCCGCUUAUUGGUGGGUGGACACUUUGCUCUCCUCUGCAGGCGAAUACGGUGGCUGCGUUGAAGCUGGAGGAGAAGGUAGCGCUGUUGACGAACAAAGCGAUGUAUGUUUGCAGCUACGAUUUCGGGAGUGAGAAGCUCAACGAGUUCACCAAAGUCUUGGUGGGAGAUAUCGUGGGUAUUCAGCAAGGAUUGUAUGUUACUUCCCCACACGAGAGUAGUCAUCCGGAAGACAACUGGGGCUUUGUAGUGACGUAUCUCAACUCGAUCUCGAGGAGCAACACUACAGCGUCGAUCAAGAACAUCACUACAACGAAUGCAGUAGCGAGCAAUGCAGAGGAAGCGGGGAAGAAGAUCUUUGCUUUCAGAGCGAUUUCGGAUGAAGUUGGCGAGUCUGCUAUCGGACGAGGUGGAGGGUCGACGAUGCAGUCAAGACACCUGCAUCAUACAGUCAAAGGCAAUCAGGGUGGAAAGGGUGCUUCGAGUGCUGGUAACGAUGAUGACGCGGAAGGGGAGGAGGAAGGUUGUGUUUCAUCCAAGCACAAGGUUAGGAGGAUUGUAGAGCUGCUCCGCGAGUGUUGCGUCGACGCAGGAGCGUUCGAUCCCGAUAACAAGGACGAAGAGGAACCUUUCAUUACCGACAAGACGAUUCAGAGCCUGGAUGAGGCGAAAGCGAUGAUGCCGCUAUUCGGUCCGCUCAUUGAAGGUUUGAAGCGUCGACUAUGGCUUUAG
This is a messenger RNA of Ustilago hordei, 1227 nucleotides long. RefSeq lists its product as uncharacterized. The record is from RefSeq and is a predicted model, not a curated record. The transcript has a single exon. Gene Ontology annotation, molecular function: phosphatidylinositol-4-phosphate phosphatase activity. Gene Ontology annotation, cellular component: endoplasmic reticulum. Lineage: Eukaryota; Fungi; Basidiomycota; Ustilaginomycetes; Ustilaginales; Ustilaginaceae. Gene Ontology annotation, biological process: phosphatidylinositol dephosphorylation. Bases 1 to 1227 code for a protein of 408 amino acids.